Gaeumannomyces tritici R3-111a-1 is the source of this 1398-nucleotide messenger RNA. RefSeq lists its product as hypothetical. The coding region runs from base 1 to 1398 and encodes 465 amino acids. Lineage: Eukaryota; Fungi; Ascomycota; Sordariomycetes; Magnaporthales; Magnaporthaceae. Gene Ontology annotation, biological process: lipid catabolic process. Gene Ontology annotation, molecular function: triacylglycerol lipase activity. The record is from RefSeq and is a predicted model, not a curated record. The transcript is spliced from 2 exons.
AUGCGCUGCAAAGCCCUCUUCAGCGCCGCCGCGUGGGUGGCUUUUGCCGCUUCCCAGGCCGUCACCGGCUGUGAUGCCAAGUGCCAGGCCGCCUGCGAUGCCGCCUGCCAGGCCGCCUUUGGCAACGCCCUGGCCAGGGAGAAGGCCAACUGGGCCACCCAGGAUUUCGAGCACGACCCCUUCUUCACCACGCCUGCCAAUGCCACGGGCGCCCGCCCCGGCGACAUCCUUCGCUGGCAGGAGAUCCCGGCCUCCGCCAUGAGGACCAACUUCACCGCCAUUCCGGGGGGCAUGUCCCUGACCCGCUUCAUGUACGUGACCGAGGACAUCGACCGGAAGCCCAUCCCGACCACCGCCUUCGCCCUGAUGCCGCUCUCGCGCCCGGACUCGGGUGUGUUCAAGUCCCUCGUCUGGACUCACGGCACCGCUGGCCGCUCCCGCCACUGCGCCCCGAGCAACCAGAAGAACCUCUACUACGGCUGGGGGGGCCCUCUGCUUCUGGCUGCGGGUGGCUACGCCGUCAUCGCUCCCGACUACUCGGGCCAAGGCAGCGACGUCCCCGGUGGCUUCCGCUACGAGGCCGGCCAUAUCCACGCCGCCGAUGUGGCCUACGCCCUGGUCGCGGCCCGCAAGGCAAGUUCACCCCUGUUUGUCAUGGGCACAUAUCUCUCAAAGGAGUGGGCUGUCAUUGGUCACAGCGAGGGAGGCAUGACAGCGUGGCGUACUAACCAGCGCCUCGCCAUGGCUGAGCAGGAGGCGCUCAAGGAAGCCGGCACCUUCGUCGGCGCCGUGUCCAUCGCCCCGGCCAUGACGCCCGUCGACCUGAUCCCCAAGUCCUUCAAGCUGGCUGGCGACAGGCCCAACGGCCCGGCGCAAAACGCCGUCUACAUGCUGCAGAGCCUGGCGGCCAUGUGGCCCGAGGACUUCAACCUGUCCAACAUCCUGACGGACCGCGCCCGCGCCAUCCUUCCGCUCCUGGACAGCGGCUGCCAGGACUCGGGCCAGGUCCUGCUCUCCAACAUGACCACCAAGGACGUCUUCAAGAGCACCGAGUGGACCAGCCACCCCAAGUUCCUAGAGUGGCAGCGCGUCUACAACGGCGUCGAUGAGCGGCCCCUGGCCGCGCCCAUGUUGGUGGUGCAGGGCGACAACGACCAGCUCACGUACCUCGAGGAGGCGCUGCAGAGCUUCAACCGCACCUGCAACGGCGCCGGCUCCCACGACGCCGAGAUGCGCAUCUACCCGGACCUCGGCCACGGCGGCGCCCUCGACGCCUCGCCCGACUACUACAUGCCCUGGAUCGCCGACCGCUUCGCCAACCGCCCCGUCGCCCAGAAGGGCUGCGUCGUCACCAAGCCCGUGCCCCUCAACUCGAGGUACCAGCGCGACACCCGCUAA